UUUGGUUAAAGCAAAUGGGAGAUACAAGUAAGGAUUGUCGGAACUGGGAAGAGGAAAUCUUUUGGACCCAUUUUCAGUCCAUUCAUUUCUUCCAAUUUCUCCAUGGUGAUUUUCUUCACCGCUUGGAAAUACCAGAAAAGUUUGCUAUGAAUGUCAUGAGAAAGCUACCAGAAACUGUGACUCUUAAAGGUCCUAGUGGUGUCAUAUGGGAUGUAGGACUGACAGAAGAUGAUAGUACCUUGUACUUCAAUGGUGGAUGGAAAACUUUUGCAGAACACCAUUCGUUGAUUGAGAAUGACUUCCUGGUCUUCAGAUACAAUGGAUUGUCCCAUUUCAAUGUUCUGAUGUUUGAUGGGGAAAGCUUGUGUGAGAAAGCAUCUUCUUAUUUUGUUAGGAAGUGUAUGCAUUCGGAAUCCGAAUGUGGUCACCAAACGAAAAGGAAGUUGAGUGAAAAUCCUGAUGAAAUUGUGCACAACUCUUCGCAGUGUGGCCUUGAAAGCAGUCUGGAGAAAUCGACUAACAAUGACAUCAAUGUGAGGCAAUCAAGGGAAGCUGUUGAGUCUGCGGCUACUAAUAAGAAAAAGAAGAUCCGAAAUUUGGAUUCUGGUAUCCCUGUGAAACGGAGCCUUGGAGGCAAAGAACUUUCUACUUUUCCUGGUAAAGUGAAGGUAGAAAGACUCGAAACUGAGUAUGAACAUACGACAACGGAUGGCGAUGUCUUUGGUUCAUUGUGGCAUGAUACAGGUAAAAGGGUUGCGACGCAAGCUGAGAAAAUGAAUGUCCUCUUAAAGGCUCAAGAAGCUCUAACCGAUGAAGGUUUUAUGGUAGUUAUGAAGCCCACACAUGUGGACAGAAAGUUUUAUAUGUCCGUCCCUAAUGCAUGGGUGGUUAAAUAUCUCUCGAGAGCAAAAGCAGAUGUGAUCCUUCGAAUGAAUGAGCGCACAUGGAAGACCCGAUUUCAUUAUUAUUAUCACCGAAGUCAAGAACGAGGAGGCCUUUCGGCGGGAUGGAGGAAGUUUGUGAAUGACAACAAGUUAGAAGAACACGAUGUGUGUGUAUUUGAGCCUGCAAAUAUAGGAAGUAAACCAAUUAUGCUGAAUGUUAGCAUCUUCCAUGUUCUCCCACCAGUAGUUCCUCUGAACCGAGUAAACCGUCUCCCGAGCACUCUGCCGAACAUAGACAAGGUAGUCGACGCAUCAUCGUUACGUGCCGGCAAUUAGUUAUGUUGCUAUAGUUUAAAAACGCAGUCGAUAU
Molecule: messenger RNA, 1254 nt
Organism: Hibiscus syriacus
Lineage: Eukaryota; Viridiplantae; Streptophyta; Magnoliopsida; Malvales; Malvaceae
Product: B3 domain-containing protein REM16-like
Exons: 4
Coding region: 15-1220 (401 amino acids)
Molecular function (GO): DNA binding
Source: RefSeq, a predicted model, not a curated record